CAGCCUUCGGGGCGGGCUUUGGGGGCGGCAGCAGCAGCACCAUCACCGCCUCCAGUUCCGCUUCCCAGGCCGAGCUCCAGAUCCUCCUCCUGUCGUUUCCCCAACCAGGCUCGUGGCGGGUGGGCGCCCCUUCCAACGCAGGUAUAUAGCGCUCGCGGCGAGGAGAGCGAGCCGAGCCGUUCUGGAGAGGCAAUGCAGCUGAGGCAGCCGAAGAGAAGCGCAAGGCUUUCGGUGGCAACUCCAGCGGAGAGAAGUAGCCGAUUUCAGCGGACACCCACCUGGGACACUGUCCAUCCCUCCCUCGGGAACUGCCCUCUUCGGUCUGCAGGGAUCGGCCGCUGUUGAGAUGUGGCUACAAAUAUAGCGCUCUGAACCUUUGCACAAAAUAAACCAAACUUCUUUUUAUUCCGUGGUCUGAGUCCUGUGAUUUUCUGCAAUACUAUGAUCAAGGCUUUCCCAAGACAUUCCUUUGCAAUGGAGAUACCCAUCCCAACUCCCUGUGUGCUACAGGAAACUUUGUGAUUUAGAGUCACCACAAAGCAAAUAAAAAAUAUGAAAACAAAUCCUGUCAUCCAAGCUGCCAUUGACCUCACAGCUGGGGCUGUAGGAGGUACUGCCUGUGUGAUAACCGGUCAACCAUUUGACACCGCAAAGGUGAAAAUGCAGACAUUUCCCACCAUGUACCAAGGGCUUAUGGACUGUUGUGUGAAAACCUAUAAGCAAAUAGGGUUCCGCGGCUUCUACAAGGGGACCACCCCUGCACUUGUGGCAAACAUUGCUGAAAAUGCCGUGCUCUUUAUGUGUUAUGGCUUUUGCCAAAAUAUUGUGAGGAAAAUUGCUGGCCUAGACAGGAAAGCAAAGCUGAGCGACCUUCAAAAUGCAGUGGCUGGCUCCUUUGCUUCUGCCUUUGCCACUUUGGCCCUCUGCCCUACAGAGCUUGUGAAGUGCCGCUUGCAGACCAUGCAUGAAUUGCAAUUAUCUGGGAAGAUAGUGCAACAGCACAAUACAGUUUGGUCAGUAAUCAAAAGUGUUCUGCAAAAGGAUGGCCCCCUUGGCUUCUAUCGUGGUUGGUUCAGCACUUUACUACGUGAAAUUCCAGGCUAUUUUUUAUUCUUUGGAGCUUAUGAAUUCAGUCGGACCUUUUUGGCAUUUGGAAAACCAAAAGAGGAAUUAGGUCCGGUUGCAUUGGUGCUCAGUGGUGGCUUUGGUGGCAUGUGUCUCUGGAUUGCUGUUUACCCAGUGGACUGUGUCAAAUCUAGGAUCCAAGUUCUUUCCAUGGCGGGAAAACAGACUGGCUUUAUGAGAACUUUUGCAAGUGUUGUCAAGAAUGAAGGUGUGUUUGCUUUGUACUCUGGACUGAAACCUACGAUGAUCCGUGCAUUCCCAGCCAAUGGUGCCCUGUUCCUUGCCUAUGAAUACAGCCGUAAACUGAUGAUGAACCAGUUUGAUAGCUAGAACUUUUAUCACAGACUGACAUCAUUGGAGUAUGUGUGGUCACCACAGCAAUUGCCCAAGUGUGAGUGACAGAUUUUAAAAUCUGAGUGAAAUGACUGCAACUUUUUAAAAAAAUGAUUUCAGUAAAAAUACUGUAUUUUCUAAA
This is a messenger RNA of Crotalus tigris (Tiger rattlesnake), 1600 nucleotides long. RefSeq names its product solute carrier family 25 member 15 (gene SLC25A15). The transcript has 8 exons. The coding region runs from base 553 to 1455 and encodes 300 amino acids. Gene Ontology annotation, biological process: mitochondrial L-ornithine transmembrane transport. NCBI's taxonomy places the organism in Eukaryota, Metazoa, Chordata, Lepidosauria, Squamata, Viperidae. The record is from RefSeq and is a predicted model, not a curated record. Gene Ontology annotation, molecular function: L-ornithine transmembrane transporter activity.